Pelobates cultripes (western spadefoot toad) is the source of this 6092-nucleotide messenger RNA. The record is from the annotation of a GenBank genome assembly. NCBI's taxonomy places the organism in Eukaryota, Metazoa, Chordata, Amphibia, Anura, Pelobatidae.
GGAGACUAUACCCGCCUUGAAGAAGGGCUGCAGCGGAAGAGGCAGAGGAGACUAUAUCUGCCUGGAAGAAGGGCGGAGGCAAAGGGAACUAUACCUGCCUGGAAGAAGGGCUUGGGCGGAAGAGGCAGAGAGGACGAUACCUGCCUGGAAGAAGGACUGCUGCAGAAAAGGGAAAGGGGACGAUACCUGCCUGGAAGAAGGGCUGCUGCGGAAGAUGCAGAGGGGACGAUACCUUCCUGGAAGAAGGGUUUAAGUGUUUGAGGCAGAGAGGAUGACACCUGGCUGGAAGGAUAGCUGCAGCCUGGUUGGAUGGAAAAUCUCCAGAAGGACCCCAGUCAAGCUUCGGCGCCUUGGGCUGAAGCUUUCCAGGGUCCCUGCAGGCGGCUAGGAAGCGGACUUAGUGGAGGUAUUCAGUCGGAGUACAGGAGCUCUGUCAUCUUGCACUCUAAGCAAAUCUGAAAAAAUCCCUAUAGCAUAUCCAAGCAAGUACAAGUUUAAUAGUGAAUUACGAAAACAUAGCUAAAAAGAGAGAUCCCAUACAUGCUAGAAAAACCUAAUAUAAAAAUAAGUCCAUACACCUGUAAGAAGGAAGGUGGGGGAAAAAAACCCCCAAAAAUAAUUCUAAAGGGACACUGGACGCAUUUCGCGUCUAGCACAAACGUUUUUUGUAGCUUGUUAACCCCUUAAGGACCAAACUUCUGGAAUAAAAGGGAAUCAUGACAUGUCACAUGUCAUGUGUCCUUAAGGGGUUAAAGUGUCUGUCCAAACUGCCUUGCCUGUGCUGUCAAAGUUGGUGUUCUCUGUUGUGAUCAUUGCACUACUGUAUUCAAUGCUCUGAUGGUCCUUACCAAGAGUAGGGAUCCAGACAUUUAUGUGCACGUAUUAAAUUAGUUGUGGAGAGGAGAGGCCUCACUGUUCAGUGAGAUGUGCGUGUAAGCAGUGAGACGCUGUGUCCUAGUUAUGUUUCUCCUGUUGUUUAGGAUCAUGUGGUUGUGAAGAAAUCCAGUGACUGUGUGUUAGAAGGAUCUCACAGCACCGUGCCUCCACCUCGCUCACUGCUACAAAUGAGAAACAAUGAGCAGAAGAUCCUGGAAUUGACCAAUAAGAUCAUCCACCUGCUGACUGGAGAGGUGAGGCUGCUGGGAAUGGGACUUCAUGGAGUAAAACCAAGGGAUGUGUCUGGAUGGUGACUGUAUCACUGUGUGUUUGUAUAAGGUGUGAGGACGUCAUCAUCUUUGUUUCCCUGUAGGUUUGGCAGUAUUUAGAUGGACACAAGGAAUCUCACAGUGAUGUGAUAUUGGAGAACCGCCAGCCAGUCAGCUCACUGGGUAAGAGGAUUUAAUAAUAUGAAUUUCAUGGAAUAACUAAUAUUCUGAUGAUUACAUGUCGUCGUGUGUGUGCUCUCUGUGAUGUUGUUGGUGCUGGGUGUCUGUCCUGUGGAUACCUUGAUGAAUACGAAGUGUACAUGUGAGGGAUAGCUGUUGUGACUGACUUCCAAGAAGGUUUAGUUUUCAGACACUGUUUGUAUAAUUGAGCAUUACAUGGUUUAAAACAGAACUGUCCAUUGUUUGUCACACUGUUGAGAAAAAAUAUAAAUUGAAAUUUUCCUGUAAUAUGCCUUCCUUUCAGGUGAUGCUCAGUUUUCUUGUAAGAAUAAGUAACUGUCGUAACAAUUCAGGUCAGUCUUCAGACAGGGCACACAAUACACUGGGAGAGUAGAGAUGGGUUUCGUUUCAAAGGUUUGUGAUAUGAAAAGAGGUGGCGUCAUCAAUAGAUUGUUCGUUGCUCGUUUCCAUGGUGAUUUGCGCACUUUUCAGAGCACGACACUUGUUAUACAUAAACCCAUUAUAUUGGUUUCUCCGCCUUUCUCUCUGCUGACUGACAGGUGUAAAGACUGACUGUGAGCCAAGAUGGAGACAUCGAGAUCCAGAAUACAGGAAACUACAGCAAUAGGAUUUUCUACAUUAAAUUACAUUUUUACAAACAAGAUUCUGGUAAAUGUAGGGAUGAAGAAGUCCAUAAUAAUUUACAGUUUUAUUUAUUUGUACUUUUUGUGUUCACAGAGCAAAUGGGGUCAGGAAGAAAGAUGUCCUUAAAGGGACCAUCCAGGCAUUAGUACAAUUUAACUACAUUUGAUAGAUUUAGGGGUCAUUAACCCCUUAAGGACCAAACUUCUGGAAUAAAAGGGAAUCAUGACAUGUCAUGUGUCCUUAAGGGGUUAAAAUGCUAUAUUUUUUGCAUGUUCAAAUAUUUAUAGCUUUGGUACAAAAUAAUUUUUUCAUCAAGCUGCACAUAAGCCUCCUUAGCCACGCUCCCCCAUGCUAGAAGUGAGCUGCUUUUAAUUCACAACCUGGCUGCAGACAGUCAGAGAAACUACAAACCCGUAGUGAUAUCCUUACUAUACAUCUCCAUAGGUGUCCUGUCCUUCUAAUGCAGGUUGCUUUGUAGUUGAAAUUAUUCAGUACUGUCAGUGGCUGAAUUGUGUUUAAGUGUGUGACGGACCGCCUGGCACUCAGACCGAGUACCUCUGUCAAUCGCUGUUUCCUAGUACUUGCAAGUACCAUAAGCACCGCACUGGAGCACCAUAACCACCGUAACCCCCACGAACUGCCGCAGCUUGGUUGGGGUCUCGCUGUACUCCACCUACCCUGAACCCAAGACCAGGAUCCAGCUUCCAGUGGGUAGACCUCUCCUAGUCCAGGGAGUGAGGCAGGCUGCUCUUACAAGAGCAAUCGUUGUAAUCCAAGGCAGUAUAGUGAUUAUAGCAAUCCCCAGCGUGAAUAUAGCUCUCCAAACCCCCAAACAUGAGCCUAGACUUCAUGAAGGGUAAAACGAAUUUCAGUUUAAUGGUAGCCACAGCUGGCCUUUUAUGACAGUCUCCAUGCAAGGGGCACUCCCCCCUGGACCUGAGAGAUGACUACAGUAAAAACAUACACCAUUACAUUGGCUCUCAGGUCCAGGACACUGCCAUACAAAAUCAGAUAAUCCCUCCUCUGUGCCUGGGAGAUAAUUGGAUCAGGAACUGGACUAGUUCGUCACAAUAAGAAAGUCCUUUUUAUGGAGUGAGGGGGUGUGGCUGAAGAGACACGCUAAUGCUCCAGCAUUCUACAAUUUGUUUUUUUAACCCUCUGACUGGGUAUCCCGCAUUUCCGUAUGCAGCACUUACUGGUAUAAUUUUAAGCAUUCCGCGAUUCUCUCGCUUAUUUAUGUUUCUUUGCAGUGAUAGUUAUUUUCCCGUUCUCACUAACCCUGCUGGCAAAGAAAAAGAACAUUUUUUUUUUUUUUUUUUAACCAAAUUUGAGAAAAAUAUUACGCUGUCAGAGGGUUAAUGCAAAAAUUCAGCACAUGAAUGAGGCCAAAAGGUCAAAUGCAUUAAAGUUCUAUUGAUGCCACUUUAAGAAUGCGCAUAUGAUCUAUUAUUAUACAUUAGUUUGCAGAAAUACAUUUGCAACAUGUUAAGAAGUCCUAUAAGUCUUCAGAACAGCAUUUUAUAGUUAAUUACUGAAAUGAAUGUGCAAAACUGUUAAAUGUAAAAUGUCUGUAAAAUAUAAUGGCAGUAUUUAAAGGGACACUCCAAGCACCAAACGAACCUGUUGUGCAUUUAUAGGUUAUGGUCUAUUUAUGUUCCCUGUAAAUAUUUUCCUGCACAAGUUGGCUUGUUACUAACAAAAAUACUCACACUUCUAAUUCCACUCCCUCACUCAAAUACGUCAAAGGGACAGUAUGCUGCCUUGUGCCUGUUCAAAAUCUUGUACGGCAUAUGAUACCUGUUCAUUAUUUACCAGGGUUUGUGAUUUGCCUAUAUGGUAGGUAAACAUUCUAUUCUAUAUCUAAAGGACAAAAAUGUUAAUAUUUUCUUAUACAAUACCAACAGUAAUGAUUUGAUAUGGAGCAUUUAUGCUAAUCAUUGUUACAUUCAUUUCCAACAGAUUUGUCUAAAGUCAAGACGACUUCUAUAACAUUUCAAACUCGUAUUUCAUCACCAUCUAAUCUAAACAAAGAAAAAAGUAUAUCUGAAUGUAAUUCAUCUACAAUUUAUAAUUCAGGCUCAGAGAAUUGUGAGAGGGAUGUUUCUGACCCAUCAGGCCAUCUCGUCAAAGACAAUUUUACAGAUAUUGACAUUUAUACGUCAUCAGACCAUAUACAGACGGAAUAUCCAUCUACUCAUCUUAAAGAUGAUUUAUCAUCAUGUGAAGAAGGAAAUCUCACAGACACAGACAUGUACACACCCACGGAACACACACAGACAGAAUAUCUAUCUACUCAUAUUAAAGACGAGUCGUCAUCAUGUGAAGAAGGAAAUCUCACAGGCACUGACAUUUACACACCCACAACACAGACAGAAUAUCCAUCUACCCAAAUAAAGGAGGAACCAACUUCAUGUGAAGAAGAAAAUCUCAGAGACAUUUAUACACAGAUAAAAAAUACUCCAAAAGUAUAUACAUUUACUAUCAAUGAGGAAUUGACCUCAUAUGAAAAGGGGAAUCUCACAAAUAUUGACAUAUAUUCUCUCACGGAGCAUUCACAGACACAUAUUAACCAGGAAUCAUUGUCCAGCGAACAACUGAACAUCACAGAGGUGGAAUGUCAUAAAAUCACAGAACACACACCGUUACCUAUUGAUGUGUAUAACAGUACUUCAAAGGAUGAAAAUAGCAUUCUGUCUAUAAUUCAAGACAAUGAUGUUAAUGCAAAUUAUAAUAAUAAUUUAAUUUAUGCUGCACACUUGAGGACAGACAGCAUGUAUUACUGUCCUGAGGUUUGCUUUACUAGUAAUGUGGAUUUCAGGAAACAUCAAGUUGUUCAUAAAGGAAAGAAACUAUCUUGUUCUGAAUGUGGAAAAAAAUUCUCUUUUAAAUCGCAGUUGAGUAGACACCAGAUAAUUCACUCAGGGGAGAAACCCUAUUCGUGCAUUGACUGUGGGAAAUCCUUUGUUCAAAAAUGGAACCUUCUUCUACAUCAGAGAAGUCACACAGGUGAAAAGCCAUUUUCCUGCUCCGAAUGCAGGAAAUACUUCACUCAGAAGUCAAACCUCAUUAGACAUCAAAAAACUCACACGGGAGAGAAACCCUUCCAAUGCCUGGAGUGCGAUAGUCGUUUCAUUCACAGAUCUGAUCUUCUCAUACACCAGAGAGCUCACACUGGAGAAAAACCAUUUGCUUGCUCUGAAUGCGGUAAAUGUUUUUCUCAGAAGUCAGUCUUGGUUAAUCAUCAAAAGAUUCACACUGGUGAGAAGCCAUUUUCAUGUUCUGUGUGCAGGAAAGACUUCCUGCACAAAUCAGAUCUUAAGAUACAUCAGCGAAUUCAUACUGGAGAAAAACCGUUUGCUUGUUCUGUAUGUGGGAAACGUUUUAAGGUAAAGUCUCAACUUGUCUCGCAUCACAAAGUUCACAGAAUAGAGAAACCAUUCUCUAGCUCAGAAUGUGGUUAAUGUCAAACAGGGAUGUAGCGGAGCCCUAGUCCUAGCAGGGACUCUUCAAAGUACAAUCAGGCACAAGAAAAACACCAAAAGAAUAUCCCACCUCCUCCCCAGUAACUGGACGAUACACAUUUCUGGGAGUACAACUGAACUGAGGUUUAUUUGUUCACACAUAGCUUUUAUGCACAGACCCCUACAGGGGUUUUACAACACAAUAGGGGUUUCAAUCAGAGGGGUAACUAGAAACCACGGGGCCCCUGUGCGAAAAUUUCCCCCAUACAUCUACCUCUAAGCUCAUACUUCCCCAUCCCCCCCACACGUCCCCGAUUUCCCCCCCACACACAUACAGACAAACAGAUGCACAUGCAGACACAUACAUAGACAUGUAGAGAGACACACACGCACUAACAGACACACACAUACUCUCACACACACACACACAUUCAAACACACUCACAGACACACACAUACACUCACACAUUCAGACACACACAAAUUAUUAAUAUUAAAUGUCCACCCAGCCUCCCUGCCUGGAGAGCUGGCAUGGAUCUGCCCCUGGGGUCCAGUGGGGCUUCAGUGCGGCGGGCGGCUGAGUUCCUGUCAGAUGCAGUGAGGGAGCUGUGAUCUCUCUGCUCUGCUCCCUCACGCACCAUUUGCUGAUGCCGGGAGCCGG